AUGGCCCCGCGCUCUGCUUUCAGCCGGGAUCGUUCUUACAUGAGAUUAACAGAGAAGGAAGACGAAACGUUGCCCAUAGAUAUAGUUCUUCAAACUCUGUUAGCCUUUGCAGUUACCUGCUAUGGGAUAGUACAUAUCGCAGGAGAAUUUAAAGACAUGGAUGCCACUUCAGAACUAAAAAAUAAGACGUUUGACACAUUAAGGAACCAUCCAUCUUUUUAUGUAUUUAAUCAUCGUGGUAGAGUAUUGUUCCAGUCCCCAGACACAGUGAAUUCUUCUUCAAACCAAGAUGCUUUGUCAUCCAGCUCGUCACUGAAAUUUCGAAAACUUGAACCUCUGCGCCGCUAAGACUUUUACAGAUUAUUAUAAUAAUCCAGGACACUGAGAUGUAAUAUUGAAGUCGGGGAUGUAAACACUUUUUUAAUUUCUGGAGCAGUAUUUAUAUUGAUCUUCCAGACUUUAUAAAGUAUAUAUAUAUAUAAA
Messenger RNA from Nipponia nippon (crested ibis), 483 nucleotides. NCBI's taxonomy places the organism in Eukaryota, Metazoa, Chordata, Aves, Pelecaniformes, Threskiornithidae. The record is from RefSeq and is a predicted model, not a curated record.